AUGGUGAAUAUUGCAAACGCUAUCACGCUUUCUAGAAUUCCAAUGCUCUUCAUGAUAGUAGCCUUUCUUUACUCAAAGAAACCAUAUUCUGCGACAAUUGCAACCAUUAUCUUCUUCUUUGGUGCAUGGACAGAUUGGCUUGACGGAUAUCUUGCAAGAAAACUCCAUAUUUGCUCAUCACUAGGCGCAUUUGUUGAUGCAGUUACAGAUAAGAUCUUUAUGAUUGGGCUUUUCAUUACAAUGCUGUUAUUAAAUAUCGUUCCUCACUGGACACUGUUUUUCAUCAUCCUAAUUCUUCUUCGAGAGUUCCUUAUUACAGCACUUAGAGCAGUUGCGGCUACUCGUUCAAUUGUAAUUGCAGCAGAGAAAGCCGGCAAAAUUAAAACUGUGAUUCAAAUGAUUUCUUCGAUCACACUCCUCAUUUGGUUUACACUUAUCAAAGACUAUCCUGAUCUUGUUUCCUCCAAAAUUCUAGAUUAUUUACACAAAUUAGGAAUUGCUCUUUUUGCUAUUGCAACAUUCAUGACAGCAUUCUCUGGUGUUAAGUAUAUCAUAGAUUAUCGUCAGGUUCUUGCUGAUAUAUAA
This is a messenger RNA of Trichomonas vaginalis G3, 585 nucleotides long. Its product is annotated as cardiolipin synthase protein. The coding region runs from base 1 to 585 and encodes 194 amino acids. Gene Ontology annotation, biological process: glycerophospholipid biosynthetic process. The record is from RefSeq and is a predicted model, not a curated record. The transcript has a single exon. NCBI's taxonomy places the organism in Eukaryota, Parabasalia, Trichomonadida, Trichomonadidae. Gene Ontology annotation, cellular component: membrane; mitochondrion. Gene Ontology annotation, molecular function: CDP-diacylglycerol-glycerol-3-phosphate 3-phosphatidyltransferase activity.